GCGCACGUCGCACAAACCGGAAGCAGGAAAUGAAGUCAACGUCGCAACAUCGACGUGCGAAAUUCAAAUUUCUAUAACAAAACAUCUCUGUCAGAGGACUUUUCUAUGUGGCAUAACUGAUUUUUACCUUCUUCCUCUCCCGUUUUCAUACAACUUCAAUGAGGGUUAGCACGAGCGGCUGAAGCGGGAGGAUGCCUGUGGAAAGAACCGAGCACCGCGGAGCCGACGAGCUCUACAAAUAUUAUGAGGUUUACGAUACUAUCGGCUCAGGAGGCUUUGCUAAAGUCAAGCUGGGUCGACACCUUCUGACAGGAGAGAAGGUUGCCAUUAAAAUCAUGAACAAGAAGGAUCUAGGGGAUGACCUGCCCCGUGUGAAAGUGGAGAUUGAGGCCAUGAAGAACCUGAGUCAUCAGCACGUCUGCCGUCUCUACCAGGCCAUAGAGACCUCCACCCAGAUCUUCAUAGUGCUGGAGUACUGUCCAGGUGGGGAGUUGUUUGAUUACAUCAUAGCAAAGGACCGUCUGUCAGAGGAGGAGACCAGGGUGUUCUUCAGACAGAUUGUGUCUGCGAUGGCCUACGUCCACAGCCAGGGAUACGCACACCGGGACCUCAAACCGGAAAACUUGUUGAUUGAUGAAGACCACAACUUGAAGCUCAUAGACUUUGGAUUGUGUGCCAAACCUAAGGGAGGUUUGGGUUAUGAGCUGAUGACGUGCUGUGGGAGCCCUGCCUACGCCGCUCCUGAACUCAUCCAGGGAAAAGCAUAUAUUGGUUCAGAGGCUGAUGUGUGGAGUAUGGGCGUGCUGCUGUUCGCUCUGCUCUGUGGAUACCUACCCUUUGAUGACGACAACUGCAUGGUCCUCUACAGAAAGAUUUCAAGAGGUAAAUAUGAUAACCCCCAGUGGCUGUCUCCAGAUAGUGUCCUCCUCCUCAACCAGAUGAUGCAGGUGGACCCCAAGCGGCGUCUUACUCUUCGACAGCUGCUGGACCAUCCCUGGGCAACGAAAGAUUACAACAGCCCAGUGGAGUGGCGUAGCAGGAAGCCGCUCGGCCACAUCGAUGAGGACUGUAUCACUGAGAUGGCUGUGAACAUGAAACGAUCGAGGGGGAGCACCACGGCGCUGGUCAAGGAGUGGCAGUAUGACCACACCACAGCCACCUACCUGCUGCUGCUGUCAAAGAAGCAGAGGGGCAAACCUGUCCGCAUGCGCCCUGAACCAACAGUCUGUGAGGACUCCUGCUCUCCACUGCACCAGGGACUACAGACGAGGCAAGCCCUUCACUUCAGCGAGGAUGAAGACGUCGUGAUGGUGGGUUCUCUGGACUUUUGCUCAGACUACAUUGAAGAUCGGCCAUGGGUUUCAGUCACACAAUAUACACCCCAGGGAGUCAGAGGUCAGCCAGAUGGAGCCGCAAAUAAAGACAGGAGACUGGCCUCUCCAUCAGUGAAGAAAAGGUGUGCUUACAGCCCGACCCCAGAGAGGGGGCGAACACCGGCACAGCACCGCCAGGAGAGAAGGGACCGAGACCAAGAACGAACCAGUGAGAACAAGGAGAAUAUUGCUGUGCACGAGAAAGAUGUUGAAAUAUUUGCAUUGCCUCCUCCUCGAACUCCCGUGUCCAGUAAGAAGAACGCACGGCCCAACAAGAAUGUGUUGACCACACCCAAUACAAAUGCUAACGUCACCAACGUAACCACAUCCAAUGCAGUCACACCUAAAGGUGAAGGUAGUGCAUCUAAAGAGCACAGCAAGAAGAGAGCAGAGUUCAAGGAGCUUGCAAACAUUGAAAUAUUGGCCUUCAGCCCUGAGCGAAGGUCUCGGUCGUUGGACAUGGCUGUUACGGAAGACAGCGGGAAGAAGAAGAAAGGAGGAAAGGUGUUCGGUUCCCUGGAGAGAGGCCUGGAUAAGAUGAUCACCAUGCUCACUCCCAGCAAGAGACGAGCCUUGCGUGACGGCCCGCGCAGGAUCAAGGCUCAGUACAACGUUACUCUGACCAGUCAGACCAACCCGGACCAGAUCCUAAACCAGAUCCUCUCCAUCCUGCCGGAGAAAAACGUCGAUUUCACGCAGAAAGGGUACACCCUAAAGUGUCGAACCUGGGGUGACUAUGGGAAGGUAACCAUGGCGUUUGAGCUGGAGGUGUGCAUGCUGCAGAGGCCGGAGGUCGUCGGGGUCCGCCGCCAGAGGCUGAAGGGAGACUCCUGGGUCUACAAGCACCUGGUGGAAGACAUCCUCUCCACAUCCAGUAUCUAAAUAAUGCACUUUCCAGCCAAUAUCAUUUCCUGUUCCCUGGACUUUAAUAAGUGAUGUCUGAUUAGUGAUUGAUGCACAGAUUCAGGCAUAGGGCGGUGUCUUAACACAUUAAUGAUUAGUCCUUCAUUAUUUAUAGUAAAUAUUUAAAAUUGUCCUUAGGCCAGCCUGCAAUCCCCAGAGUACAUGUUACACUGUGCAGCUUAUCUUCUUUAAUGUAGAGUACUGCUGUUUUACUUUAUGAUUAUUACUAAAUCCUUGUCAAUCCUCUUGAGAUGAAUGUGUGUAUGUAUGAAAUGAAACUGCGCUAUUUGCAGUAUAUCUUCUGGCUGCAUAUUACCAUAUUUAUGUGUCGAUGUUGUUGUUCUUCCCUGUAGGUGUCAUUUACUGUCAUUAAUGUACAUGCUUACAAUUCUUCCAUCAUGGUGAUUUUACACGGUUGUACUGUAUGUAGUGUCUGCUUUUAUUUGUCAUUGGUGCUUGUCCAGUCUGUCGCAUUGUGUCUGAUAGAUUUUAAACUGACAUAAGAGAAGCAAAAUAAAUGGUUUGUGGUAAACGCCUGUGUUUAUGGAGACAGGUGAUCAAGAUUAAUUUAUCUACUUCCUUCACAUCAAAUGUUCUUUUUUCUUUUUUUUUUAUUCACUCAGCAGUUUGAUGGAGCAGUGGUGUGUGUGUUUACACUCUGUCAUCCUCCUUCUGCUCGUCUUCUGGGCUUCACUCUUUGGUGAAAAGAUUGAUGGUGAUAGUUUAGCUUAGUGACGGCAUUUCUCCGUUCAUAUUCGGUAAACUUAAGUGCUGAAAUGUCUACAAUUUUUCAACUUUAGAUACUUUGGG
Molecule: messenger RNA, 3086 nt
Organism: Cottoperca gobio
Lineage: Eukaryota; Metazoa; Chordata; Actinopteri; Perciformes; Bovichtidae
Gene: melk
Product: maternal embryonic leucine zipper kinase
Biological process (GO): protein phosphorylation; intracellular signal transduction
Cellular component (GO): cytoplasm
Molecular function (GO): ATP binding; protein serine/threonine kinase activity
Source: RefSeq, a predicted model, not a curated record